This is a messenger RNA of Oncorhynchus nerka (sockeye salmon), 9882 nucleotides long. RefSeq names its product cilia- and flagella-associated protein 47-like. Gene Ontology annotation, cellular component: cilium. The record is from RefSeq and is a predicted model, not a curated record. Lineage: Eukaryota; Metazoa; Chordata; Actinopteri; Salmoniformes; Salmonidae. Gene Ontology annotation, molecular function: protein binding. Gene Ontology annotation, biological process: cilium assembly; sperm axoneme assembly.
UUAGUGGGGAACUGUUGAAAAAGAAGGACCGGAAAUAGAUCCGGCUGAAUGUUGUCCGUAGAAAACAAGUAUCUAUGACAAUGUUCCAACGUCUUGUUGCCAUGGUAACCAUGAACGCUACACUGUAUCGGUAUGUGGUUAGCUUUAUACAUUGAAACAUUGCUAGUGCAGAAAAGGAAACCUAUGUCAUUGAUAACUUAGGACCAAAACCUGAACUGGGAUAAGCCGUCGAAUUUUGCUAUUAGUCUCUCAACUUUUAGCUAUAACAAUAUGACAACGAAUUAUGUUAGAAUUAAUCCCCCGGUUGUUGAGUUUACCGACGUAAAAGCAGGGAAGGUUUACAAGACCACUGUCACGGUGACCAACACUGGAAUUACCUCGAAAAGAAUGAGACUGCUUGAACCCACAUCAAAGCUGUUCAAAUUCAGGGUGACAAACACAGAAACCCCCGUUGCUGCUGGAUUGUCCCUGAGUGGCACUCUAGAGUUCAGGCCUGAGAAAGAUGAGGAUGUCUGUGACCGUCUGCUCCUUGUCCUGGAAGACAAAGCCAUGGAGAUCCCCCUCUUAGCGUUCUCCCCGGCGUGUUCUCUCACCAUGGAAUCUCUCGCUGAUUUCGGCUCUGUGAUGGCAAACAGUCAGGUGAUCAGCAAAGAGGUGGAAUUGACCAAUCAGGGAUCUGCUCCAGGAGCUUUUCAGGUGCUGUAUGAUGGAGACCAGUCCAUCAGGCUCUCUCCCAGCAGAGGCGUCCUGCAGUCUGGCGCAACCCAGUGGCUGAAGGUGGAACUGUGCACUGACAGACCCACGAGGGUCAGAGAGGAGGCCCAGGUGAAGCUGCAGAACAGGAAGGACGUGGUCCUGAAGAUCAGGGCUGAUGUUUUGGAGCAGAGCCUGGAGCUCCAGGACCUAGAGGGGGAGAGGUUGUCCUGCCUCCGCUUCGGACCCGUCUUCUUUGGGACGUCCCGGGUGGAAAAGGUGGUUCUGGUGAACAAUGGACCACAGGCCUGCGACUGGAUGGUGGUGCUGCAGGACGAUGCUCCAGGGACAGAAAUGGGCUUUGACCUCCAGAGGAGUACAGACGCAGCGCUGCUAGAGAGGAGUGUUCGUAACAGGGCCACCGCUGUGGAUCCCUCCACUGUGAUCUCCUGUGUGCCCAACGAGGGACGACUGAGACCCUACGACAGAACCACUCUGUGGGUCUGCUUCCAUCCUGUCAGCAGAAGAAGGAGCAGGGAGGAGCAGAAGACCAGUGGGGCCUCAGCAGCAGCCAGUAAACAAGACUACUCCCUCUUCCUCAUGUUUCAGACGGUGGGAAGUAAAGAUGGCUUCAACCACCAGCAGCACUCCACUGUACCUCCCCACAAUGGUUACUGUGUGGAGCUGGCGGUGACUGGCUCAGCUCUCCCUGUCUCCCUGGUGCCCAGCCCCGGCCACAGCUUCAGCUUCCAGCAGUGCCUGAUGGGAGAGCGUGUGGACGUCCUGUGUGUGCUCCACAACCUCUCCCCUCAUCUCCCUGUCACCUUCAAGUUCCGAAAGAUGGCCAACUUCAUCAGUGACCCUCCUAGUGGAACCAUCUCCCCAGGGCAGAGCCAGGACGUGGUGCUGUCCUUCGCCCCCCACCAGAUGGGGACGUUCAAGGUGAAACAGGUGCUGGAGGUGCUGGGUCAGGUGGUACACCUGGAGCCCUCCUCCAUCAAGCUCCGCCUCCGCAGCUUCCACACCAUCACCCUGCACCUGUCAGCCGUUUGCCGGGCGGAGACCGCAUACGAGACACCCAAACUCAACCCCGGAAUCACCCCGGCUGUGACCAAUGAGACAGGCCAGUAUGCCCGGGUGCCCUCCAGUGAGCUGGGCAGGUGUGUGGGAUUGGUGCGGGCAGCUGUCCUCAGCACGGCCAAGACCCGGCUCCACAGCCACGGUCAGAGCCAGAGCCACCGUAGGAACCAGAGUCUAGACGGUAGCCGGCGAGAGCUACUGGCCUUCCCCAACGACAGGGCCUGCAGUAUCCGCCCUGCCUCUCCAGACACCACCUACAGGACCAUCUUCACGGGGGUAGAGCGUUACCGCUACGAGGACCCUGACUUUUCCUUCACAGAGGAGGAGGAGCAGCAGAGACAGAGACACAGAGAUCACUACCUAGCCUUCAUCAGGAGCCUGCGAAAGACACGCUUGCAGAAAACCACUGCGAGGCUGCAUGGUGAGGUGGAGGACAACAUAGACAUUGGGCUCCGGCCUGCCGCAGGACUCCUCACCCCCCAGCUCUCUCUGAGGGACCUGGAGUCCAAUCACAGCCUGGAGGGGCAUAGCGUCAACCAGGGACAUAGCCAGCUAUUGACCACCUGUAUGCUGGCUGCCAUGGAGACCAGGUCCAGAUUCAGACAGUUCAGCAGCUCCACCAUUCUGUAUCUGGUGUUCCUAGGUACUGUGGAGGCGUACAGGGAGUUAGACUGUGAGGUGAUGUGGCAUCCCUCUUUCUCCUCUCCUCUGGAGGGACAGUUUGACCUGUGUGUUCACCAGGGAAACACCGCACAGCUACGAUGUCUGGCCAAGCUUGGUUCAUCCAGUGUGCAGCUGGCUGAGAAACAUCUGGUGUUUGGAUCAGUACCUCUCAUCUUCCCCUCCGUCAGGACCGCAACGCUACACAACACAGGACACAACCAUGCCUACUUCCAGGUGUUGGACGUGUACCCCCUGCCUGGCAUGGUGGUGACCCCCACCGAGGGUGUGGUACCUGUGGGGGGGCAGGCAGAGGUCCAGGUGCACCUCAACCCCGGAGCUGUCAUGAAGUUUGACACCAGAGUGGAGAUAGCUCUAAGGAACAUGAAAUCUCUGGAGCUGAGAGUGGGCGGGUCGGUCGAGCCCCCCCUGGUGGACAUCAACGUGAAAUCCUUCCUGUUCCACGGGGUGUAUUCUGGUUCCAGUCGUGGCGUUCCGUUCUCCCUGAGGAACCGAUCCUCUGCCCUGGCCCGGGUCCAGUUUGACCUGUCAGAACACACUGACUUCACCAUCCACCUCCCUCCAUACUCUGCAGGUACGAGCCAGGAGCCAGACGUGUUUGUGAUGGAUUUACAGGGGCAGCAGACUGCCCAGUGUUGCCUGGUGUUCUCCCCUAAACAAGUGGCAGCGUAUGACUUCAACCUGCCUGUGACGGUCAACGGUGUGGGCAUGCCUCCCUUCUCCUCUUCCUCCUCCUCCGCCCCUCCCAGCUCUGUCCCCAAGUCCUCCUCUUCCCGGGACCAACACAUCGUCAACCCGCGGCCGCUGCCCAUCGCCAUGGAGACGCUAUCACGCAGGGUGCAGGCCACAGCCCUGUGUGUCCCACUGGAGAUGUCCCCAUCAAGUCUCCAGUUUGAUCUGGAGCCCUUUAGCUCAGUUACUACUACCUCACAAACUCAGACCGUAGAGCUGAGGAACGUGUCUGACAAGAGGGUGAGCUGGAGGAUUGACUGCAGCGCUGCAGUAACACCAGGAGGGGGCAGUAGCACCAGCAGCAAUGAGGGACUGUUCACUGUCUGUCCUACCGCUGGGACACUGGAGCCAUUGCAGUGUGUGUCUGUCACUGUCUCCCUCUCUCCUGAGAGAGUCACACCAGUGACAGCGGGUCAGAUCGAGGUGUCCCUCCCUCUGUUUCUGUCUGAGGAGGGGCAGGAGGAGAGAGAGGGGGAGGAGGGGGGAGCCCCUCACCCCUACAGGGUGCUGUCUCUCAGUGCCACCCCUCACCCCCCCAGCAUCACCUUCCUCCCCCCUCGAGUCCUCCUCACCCCUGUCCCUCUGGACACACCCUCCACCACCACCCUCUUCCUGCUCCCCACCGGGUACCCCAGUGGUUCCUGUCUGCGUGUGGAGGUGGAGGAGAUGGUUCUGAAGGAUGGCAGUCGGGUGAAGCCCCUCUCAGUCAGCCUGCCCCACAAUGGCAUCGUCCCUCCCCAGACCCACACAGAGCCCCAGACCCACAAAGAGCCCCAGACCCACACAGAGCCCCAGACCCACACAGAGCCACAGACCCACAAAGAGCCCCAGACCCACACAGAGCCCCAGACCCCCAUCAGCUGCACAGUGACCUUCUGCUCCCCUCAGCCCCUGGACCUCAGCUCACACAUCACAUUCCUGGACCACCUCAACAACAGGUUCAGGGUGGAGGUCUGUGCUACAGCAGAUAACAGUUUGCUGACAGUGUGGCCCUACCUGGCUCUGCACCGCUCUGAGCAGCAGAUAGUCCUCAAGAGUGGUUGUCUGAGCGGCUGCAGCGGCGAAUCAGGGCCCUCUCAGAUGACAGGGAAGGCGGUGCUACAGCCUUGCUACUCCCCCAGCCCUCUGUCUCGCUACACUUCCUCCUCCUCCUCCUUUGCUUUCCUCUCCUCCACCAGUAAUCACUCCACCUCUGACUCUGGAGACAGCAGGAGUAGGACUGGGAGUGCAGGACUUGGAGGGAAGGAGGACUGGCCCCAGAAGGAGACAGAGGGUGAGAGAGAGACGGAUGGUGUGACUGACCAGCAGCAGUGGCAGCAGCAGGGUAUACCAGUGUUUCCAGGGCAGGACUCAGAGGAGGGGUUGUACUACCACAGCAUCCUGCAGGCCGUACAGAAGUGGUUCAGUCAGUUUGGCUGGCCCCGUGGACCAAACCCCAUCUCUCUACCACGCUCUCUCAGAAGGGUGGUAUGUAGAGUCCAGACAGUAGACUCCAGCUCUAGUGAGUGGAGGAACUCGUACCUUAUGAGUCAAGGUAAAGACACACGGACCAUCUACGACAUGCUGCGUCACCUGAGCGGACAGACACUUCCUGGUGUGAGCACCAACCAAUCGUUGCCCUGCAACCUCACUGAGCGCGUGCAGCAGCUGCUCCACUGGAACACAGUGCUGCUGGCCUUCCUCAGGAGGCAGGGAGCCUGUCUGUCCCACAUCAGACCUGAGUACCUGUUAGACUCCCAGGAGUUCAGCCACUGGAGCUCUCUACAGGCCCAGUCCCAGUGUGAUCAGAGGGGGAUGGACUACAGCAGCAAGGUCUUUGAAUCCCUCAGUAAAAGGGCCUGGAUGGAUGUUCUACUGCAGACCUACAAGGUGCUAGUCCUGCCGCGGGUGACAGAGGGUCCCUUGUCCCUGGGCCUCCAGAGCUGUGACAGUGGCAGCAUGGAGCAGCAGGUCCCCAGGAUAGACCCAAAGCCCCUGACCUCUAACGUCUACUCCACCUGGGAGAGGAGGCUACUCACCUGGCUCAACCUGCACUACCACAGCAUGAGGACUACCGUCUGGAGCCCACUCACCUCUACAGGAGACGUCCCAUCAGCCCGCUGGGUGGUGAACUUUGACCUGGACCUGGCAGACGGCCUGGUUCUGGCUGCUGUGCUGGCUGCCUACUGUCCCUUUCUGAUCCCCAGUCAUCUCCAGAGGAUGUACACCAGCAUCAGCCGUCUGGAACAGAACCUCCACAACAGUAUCAUCCUCAGCCAGGCCUUCACACUGCUCUGCCUGGACAUAGACAUCCAGCCCACAGAGCUGUCAGACUCUAACCCUGUUCUGAUGUUGAUGCUGUGUGUUUACCUUUAUGAAACGCUGCCCCAGUACCUUCCCAGGAGAACCAUCACUCUGUCUGGCAGCCUGCACCACACCUUCACCAAGCAGGUGCGUCUGAAGAGCCCGUCCUCCAGAACGAUGUUCUACCAUGCCUCCAUCGUAGGGAAGGAGGCCCAUCAUUUCUCCUUGCCCCAAGGAGCUUCCAUCAUCAUCCCUCCUAAGGGCGUCUGUGUGGAGGUGACCGUGCAGUACUCCUGUUCCUUCCUGAGGCCAAUGGCUCUGGCGGCUCUGCCAUCUACUGCUUUGACAUCACGUUAACUCUGCUCCUCAGCCACUCCCUCUGGAGCCACUCUGGCCUUCAGCCUCAAGACCCAGGUCACACACAUCACCCCCAGCGGGAUAGUGAAGUGUAAAUCCCCAUGUUACCAGCUGAAGGAGCUCCAACUUAAAGUAAAAAACCAUUUCAGCAAGGAUGCCAUGUUCAGGGUGGUGUUGGUGGAGUCUAAAGCCAACAUGCUGCAGGUGGAGAAGAGUCAGGAGAGCCUCAUUCAACAGUUCUCCUUUAGGACCAACCCCAACUCAGACAACAACACCAGUCUUUCUACAGAUAGGUUGAAUGGUGGAACUGACUGUGGUGAGUGGGAGGACGGUGACCUUCACUGUGAUCCUGCAGAUGAGUGUGGUGUGAAUGAGUUCUUCAGUCCUGUCAGGAGUGUGAGUCUGGCGGCUGGACAGACAGAAACCAUAGAGCUCCACUACCUGCCCUUCCACCUGGGGAAAAGACACUGCUCCGUCCUGCUAGUCAGCCAGCAGGUUGGUGAGCAGGUGUAUCUUGUGGAGGGGACAGCAGAUCUUCCCCUGUCCUCCCCUCUGACCACAAAGCCCAGUCCUAAUGUAGUCCAUGUUAGCAGCGCCACCUCUGAUGGUGCUGAUCCCAGGCCUGCGGUGAACCUGCGUUGCGGCGUGGGCAGCACCCUGGAUGAGGUGGUGUGUGUCCCCCUGGUUAACGGGCUGUGGGAGCGGGCGCUGGCCACCGUGGGGCAGCAGAGGAUGAGCCCUGUGGAGAAGAAGAGGCGCAGCCUCACACACACUCUGGACAGCAGCACCGUCCGGGCCGGGGUGGCGGCCGCUGCACUCACCACCUCACAGUCCCUGCUGGUCCCUGGUCCAGUCCAGUCCCAGGUGGUAGAGUACAGUGUGGAUGUCUCUCUCCCGGAACACUUCCUCCUGCCUCAUACCAUCACUCUGCCUGUGGCCAGGGACGCACAGGUCACACAGGACAACCUCACAGACUCUGAGGUGGUGAUGGUACCACUGAGGUUCCAUGCCCACGUGGCCGGUCGGUUCCGGUGCCAGCUGGUUCUGCAGUCGUGGCGUGACAUCAGAGUCUACCUGCUGGAAGCCGUGGUUACCGCAGAGGGAGACCAUGCCCAGCUAGAGUUCACCACGCCCGCUCACCUGUCUGUCACUCAGGACAUCCCUCUGAUCAAUGAGAGCAGACAGGACUGGCGUCUGCGAGGCUUGGUUAGUGGCUGUGGCUUCUACGGCCCUCCUGUGGUGUACAUACGGGCCGGGGAGAAGACCUGUUACCCCCUUACCUUUAGACCCACCACACAGAGCAUCGUCACGGGCAGGCUGUCCUUGCUGAAUGACACAGAUGGGACGGAGCACAGCUUCACCCUGAGAGGGGUGGGGGAGCGGUCCCUACCCCUGGACCACGUGGUGAUACACUGCUCUGUCAGACAGGUCACACACAGCACCCUGCAGGUCCCCAACUACAGCCAGCACCCCCUCACCUGUCAGGUGGUAUCAGACCUCUCCAUCGUCAGUGGACCGCCCACCUUGGACAUCAAACCAGGUCACACCGUCCCCUACACCGUGUCUGUGUCACCAUGGAAACGAGGGAAACAUACAGGGUCCAUGUCAUUCCUAGCCGUGGAGAGUGAGACAGGAACAGGGAAUGAGUCCAGGCAAUAUGAGGUGUGGUUCUCUAUAGAGGUCAUAUGUGAUCCUGCUCCUCCCCUGAAGGUGCUGGCUGUGCACUGUGCUGUUCAGAGCUCUGUUGCCGUGGAGAUCCCCCUUAGUAAUCCGGAGGCAGAGCCGCUUGAGCUGUGGGUGUGUCUGGAGGGAGAGGACCUGAGUGGAGACACCCUGGUGUGUGUCCCUCCCCAGAGCAGUCUCGACUACACAGUCACCUUCUCUCCUGCUGUAGUAGGGAAGAGAACAGACAGUGUGGUCUUCCAGUCGGAGCUGGUGGGAGAGUUCUGGUACCAACUGGACCUGCUGGCCCAACCUCCUGUCCUCACCACCUUACCACAGAGCAGCUGUGAACUGGGAAAGUGGACCAGGCUGUACAUCCCACUGGUCAACCCCACAGACGAGACACUGGAGCUGGGCACGGUCAACAGCAACCCUCGCAAUUUCACCCUGGAGCUGGACACCAGCAGACCACUCAUCAUAGCACCACACUCGUCCACCCAGGUUCCUGUCCGUUUCAGCCCAUCAACCAUCGGAGCUGGAAACCACACAGCCAAGAUCUCCUUCACCUGCUCUCAGUUAAAACACUGGAGCUUCCAGCUGUGUGGUGAAGGCCUGACCCCUGGGAGGAUGGAGCCUCUGUCUGUAGCCUCCCCUGUGGGAUCUCAUUCCUCCAUCAUCCUCCCCUUCAGGAACCCUACUGAACACCCAGCCCUGCUGCACCUCAGACUCACAGACGAGGAUCCUGGUCAGAAGAGAUCAAGCCAGUCCUUCAUCUGUGACAGGAAAGUGUUCUGCAUCCCCCUCAAACAGACACAAGGUGUGCGUGUGUCUGCGGGGGCCAGUGUGGACAUUCCUGUGGUGUUUGCCCCUGACUCCAUGCAACUGCACCAGGCCUGGCUCCUGGUUCAGCUAGAGCCCCUCUUCAACCUCCCCCGCCUGGACUCACCACUCACCACGGCCCAGAGGGACAAGUGUGUGGAGGUAGAGAAGGACCGGGUGCGUUUGGUCUGCUGGGUCUACCCCAUCCAUGGCAUCCCAGAGGCCCCUCCUGAACCCUCUCAUCCAGCGGUGAUAGAAUGUGAGGCUCGCGGUCGAGUGGAGGAGAGAGUGGAGGUGCUGUUGACGGGAUGUGUUCCUGGCUCCUCCAUCAGCAACACAGACACAACUCUCAUCAGGGCCCCCUCCUCCAUCAGCAGCACAGACACAACUCUCAUCAGGGCCCCCUCCUCCAUCAGCAACACAGACACAACUCUCAUCAGGGCCCCCUCCUCCAUCAGCAACACAGACACAACUCUCAUCAGGGCCCCCUCCUCCAUCAGCAACACAGACACAACUCUCAUCAGGGCCCCCUCCUCCAUCAGCAACACAGACACAACUCUCAUCAGGGCCCCCUCCUCCAUCAGCAACACAGACACAACUCUCAUCAGGGCCCCCUCCUCCGUCAGCAACACAGACACAACUCUCAUCAGGGCCCCCUCCUCCAUCAGCAACACAGACACAACUCUCAUCAGGGCCCCCUCCUCCAUCAGCAGCACAGACACAACUCUCAUCAGGGCCCCCUCCUCUGGAACCUCAGCAGCAGGCUUCAGGCUGGCUCUAGAAGACUUCCUAUGUGAGGUGUGUUAUAACAGUGAUGCUGAGCGGUCCCAGCUGGAGGGCUGUGUAACCCUGUCUCUACUGAACUGUCACCGAGACCCCAACUCUGGCAUCGUCUCUCUCACCAUCAACCUCAUCUUCACCCCUUACAAACCUCUCAGGUGUUCAGCUGUGCUGGCGGUUCAGUGUUUGACAGGUGGGCUCUGGAAGUUUCCCAUCAGCCUCAUCUCCACCGAGCCGCAGGUUGAUGACGUCAUCACCAUUAACGCUGCAGGGCUACACAAGACCUCUGCUGUGGGCUUCAGACUGACCAGCCAGACCAGGUACCCAGAGCCGUUCACAGCAGGGUUCCUGCCAGGUGGGGGCAGUGAGUUCCAGGUGUGUCCCUCCUCAGGUGAGCUCCUCCCAGUGGGGUCAGCCGGUACCCUCCUCACCAUCUCCUUCACCCCCUCCAUGUACAGCAAGAGACACCACGCUACGCUGCUGGUCCAGACAGCAAACAUGCAGUGGACGUACGAGGUGAAAGGAACCACGCCUGCUUACACCCCACCCCACUCUGCCUCCUCCAAUGGGAACACCUCUUCCAGGGAAGUCCCUCCCACUGAUGUCCGCCAGAGGAACUUUGUGUCCCAGAACCUUCAUCUCCCAGCCGUGGCGAACUCCUCCCCCAUCAAACACAGAGCCUCCGCCUCGCAGAUCAGAUAGAGAGAUCAUUCUCACACUACACCCCACCCCAUUCCUGUGUCAUUGAAAUGAUCAUACAGGAGGUUUGAAUAAUUAAAGUGCCUCUGUACUUCA